Messenger RNA from Zea mays, 2191 nucleotides. Its product is annotated as peptide transporter PTR2. Gene Ontology annotation, molecular function: transmembrane transporter activity. The transcript has 4 exons. The coding region runs from base 136 to 1926 and encodes 596 amino acids. Gene Ontology annotation, cellular component: membrane. Gene Ontology annotation, biological process: transmembrane transport. NCBI's taxonomy places the organism in Eukaryota, Viridiplantae, Streptophyta, Magnoliopsida, Poales, Poaceae. The record is from RefSeq and is marked provisional.
AACGUUCCUCUCCUCUUCCAUCGUCGUCCUCGCCGCUCCCGGCCCCGCCUGUCUAGUCCCCUCUUCUCGCGUGCAACCCCUGUACUGUACGUGCUAGGCACACAGCUAGCUGCAGCUACAGCUGCAGGGCAGCAAAUGGUUUCCGGUGCGGGUCAUGGUGGGUACGGCGGCGGCGACGACGGGCAGGCCGUGGACUUCCGGGGCAACCCGGCGGACAAGUCGAGGACCGGAGGCUGGCUGGGCGCCGGGCUGAUCCUGGGCACGGAGCUGGCGGAGCGCGUGUGCGUGAUGGGCAUCUCGAUGAACCUGGUGACGUACCUCGUCGGCGAGCUGCACCUCUCCAACUCCAAGUCCGCCACCGUGGUGACCAACUUCAUGGGCACGCUCAACCUGCUCGCCCUCGUCGGCGGCUUCCUCGCCGACGCCAAGCUCGGCCGCUACCUCACCAUCGCCAUCUCCGCCACAAUCGCCGCCACGGGCGUGAGCUUGCUGACGGUGGACACGACGGUGCCGAGCAUGCGUCCGCCGGCGUGCCUGGACGCCCGCGGGCCGCGCGCGCACGAGUGCGUGCCGGCGCGCGGCGGGCAGCUGGCGCUGCUGUACGCGGCGCUGUACACGGUGGCGGCGGGGGCCGGCGGGCUCAAGGCGAACGUGUCCGGGUUCGGGUCGGACCAGUUCGACGGGCGCGACCCGCGGGAGGAGCGCGCCAUGGUGUUCUUCUUCAACCGCUUCUACUUCUGCGUCAGCCUGGGGUCGCUGUUCGCGGUCACCGUGCUGGUGUACGUGCAGGACAACGUGGGGCGGGGCUGGGGCUACGGCGUCUCCGCAGUCGCCAUGGCGCUCGCCGUCGCCGUGCUCGUGGCCGGCACGCCCCGGUACAGGUACCGCCGCCCGCAGGGCAGCCCGCUGACGGCGGUCGGCCGGGUGCUCGCCGCGGCGUGGAGGAAGCGCCGGCUGCCGCUGCCCGCCGACGCCGCCGAGCUCCACGGGUUCGCCGCGGCCAAGGUCGCACACACUGACAGGCUCAGGUGGCUUGACAAGGCGGCGAUCGUGGAGGCCGAGCCGGCGGGGAAGCAGCGGGCGAGCGCGGCGGCGGCGUCGACGGUGACGGAGGUGGAGGAGGUGAAGAUGGUGGCGAAGCUGCUGCCCAUCUGGUCCACGUGCAUCCUCUUCUGGACGGUCUACUCCCAGAUGACCACCUUCUCGGUGGAGCAGGCCACGCGCAUGGACCGCCACCUGCGCCCGGGCUCCGGCGCCGGCGGCUUCGCCGUCCCGGCGGGCUCCUUCUCCGUCUUCCUAUUCCUCUCCAUCCUGCUCUUCACCUCGCUCAACGAGCGCCUCCUCGUGCCGCUGGCCGCCCGCCUCACGGGCCGCCCGCAGGGGCUCACCUCGCUGCAGCGCGUCGGGGCCGGGCUCGCGCUCUCCGUCGCCGCCAUGGCCGUCUCCGCGCUCGUCGAGAGGAAGCGGCGCGACGCGGCCAACGGGCCGGGCCACGUCGCCGUCAGCGCCUUCUGGCUCGUCCCGCAGUACUUCCUCGUCGGCGCCGGCGAGGCCUUCGCCUACGUGGGCCAGCUGGAGUUCUUCAUCCGCGAGGCGCCCGAGCGGAUGAAGUCCAUGAGCACCGGCCUCUUCCUCGUCACGCUCUCCAUGGGCUUCUUCCUCAGCAGCUUGCUCGUCUUCGCCGUCGACGCCGCCACCGCGGGCACGUGGAUCCGGAACAACCUCGACCGCGGCAGGCUCGACCUCUUCUACUGGAUGCUGGCCCUGCUCGGCGUCGCCAACUUCGCCGUCUUCGUCGUCUUCGCCAGGCGGCACCAGUACAAGGCCACCAGCUUGCCGGCGUCGGUGGCGCCCGACGGCACCGGGCACAAGGAGAUGGACGACUUCGUCGCAGUCACGGAGGCCGUGGAAGGAGUGGACGUGUAGGGCGCGCAUGUCAGGCUCACACUUCAUCGGUGGGUGGCCUCUGCUGUUUAAUUUUGCCUUUGGGUAGUUAGAUCAACAAGAUAUUGAAUUGGGCAUGAAGGCUGAACACCAUGUGUGUGCAUUACAGUACCCAACCCAAACUCUAACAUAGCAUCGUUAUAACUUAUAAUGGCUGCGUUGUAAUGUGGCGUUAGGCCAUGUUCACUCUAAUACUACCUCAGUCCCGAAAUAUAAUUCAUUUUAGUCUUUUAAUGAAUUCAUACAA